Messenger RNA from Clarias gariepinus (North African catfish), 1822 nucleotides. RefSeq names its product CD209 antigen-like protein E. The transcript is spliced from 6 exons. NCBI's taxonomy places the organism in Eukaryota, Metazoa, Chordata, Actinopteri, Siluriformes, Clariidae. The record is from RefSeq and is a predicted model, not a curated record. The coding region runs from base 471 to 1280 and encodes 269 amino acids.
UUUUGCAAUCCCGUGCUGGCGGGUUAGGGUGAUCAAAGUUUUGGAGCUCGCGAACGCGAUGCUUUCUGAUGCUCCACGCCGAAACCUCAGACUCAGAGAGGUUUGGUGAGCUCCUUGCACGAUAUUAAAUUAAUUAGAAAGUUCUUUCCUUUUUUUAGAAAAGGUAAAUAAAGUAACGUCUGAGAUAGUACGCCCACUCACUCCCAGCGGAGCUCUCAGAGAGAGAGAGAGAGAGAGAGAGAGAGCGCAAAAAAGGAGUGACCCACAAGCCAUACUGUACAUGGGGGGAACGAAGAAGUUGAAGACUUCCUUAAAUUGUUCUCAAACUACAGAGGGGACUGGAGACCUCAAGAUAAUAUAUUAGGUGACACGGUAAGGUCAGCCUAGUGCAGAGUAAGGAAGAGAAUGAAGCCUUAGUUGGCAAAUGCCAGAAAUUACAGGCGAAGUAAUUGACGAGGACUGAAUCAAAGAUGGAACAGAUGAAAGCUUCACUUCAGGACCCAGAAAUCCAUGCAGUGCCUGCUCUGAGGCAAAAGGAGGUAAACUGGGGAGAGACAAAGACUCCAUCUCACAGAUGUAAAGUUGCAGGUAUCGACCCUGCAGCGUAUAAAUAUUACAAGGUGACUGCAGUGUCUUUGGUUGUAAUGUGUGUUCUCCUACUGACUGCCAUCAUAGUGCUGUGGAUCAAUUUAAACAAACUAAAUACAGAAAAAGACCAGUUACAGGCCAGUUACAACACCCUGACUACAGAGAGAGACCAGUUACAGGCCAGUUACAACACCCUGACUACAGAGAGAGACCAGUUACAGGCCAGUUACAACACCCUGACUACAGAGAGAGACCAGUUACUGAAGCUAAAAAAUGAACUUCAGAAAAAUGUGCCUAAUUUAGACAGGGCCAUGAAGGAGGGAUGGAUGUUUUACAUCUCCAGUAUGUACUACAUCUCGACUGAGGAGAAGAACUGGACUGAGAGCAGACAGGACUGCAAAGAAAGAGGGGCAGACCUAGUGAUCAUAAACAGCAAAGAGGAACAGGAAUUUAUACGUAAACACAGCAGAAAUGCUUGGAUUGGUCUGAAUGACAUAUUUGAGGAGGGUGACUGGAAAUGGGUGGACGAUACACCAGCAACAACAGCGUUCUGGUCAGUGGGGGAACCCAACAGUAACGGAGAUGAGGACUGCGCUAUACGUGGAUAUGGGAGAGAUCCUGUCUUGAACUGGGCCGAUUAUUCCUGUAGCAAAGAGUUUGUCUGGAUCUGUGAAAAGAUACUAUCACCUUAAAUGUCAUAUAAUGUAAACAUAUUAACAAUUAGGCAAGGCAUUGUUUAAAAUAACAAUAGAUAUUGCAGUUAAUCUUUGCCACUUAAUGGCUAAUAUUCUCACAGUUUUUAUAUCAGCCUUUUUUUUCUUAAUUAUGUGUACAUUUAUGCAAAUGCAGCUUUUUAAUAAACCUGUAAAAUGUGUAGGUUAAACCAAAAUUAAACCAGUAAUUUACUCCUUGUGUGACAUUUUAUUAAAAAUUGUAUUUUCAUUUAAUGUCAGUGGAUAGAAUGUGUAAAGUGGAAAUUUGUAAUCACAUUCUGCUUCUGAACGCAUUUAUCUUUCAUCUGUUUGUUGUUUUAUUCUUUAACAUUUUUGCAUGUAGAGUUUAAUUCCCCUUUUUUACCCAAAGGCAUAAAGUUCCAAACUCUUACAUCCUGUAGGUUUUGUGGCUCUAUUGGUCUUAAAGAAAUAACUUAGUAAUGCUCUUUGUGAAACCGUAGUAUUAUUUUUUUUUAAGAUAUAUAAUUUGCUUUUCUUUAUAAAAUAAAUGUGUGGCAUUG